Messenger RNA from Mucor mucedo, 2065 nucleotides. RefSeq names its product regulator of G protein signaling domain-containing protein. NCBI's taxonomy places the organism in Eukaryota, Fungi, Mucoromycota, Mucoromycetes, Mucorales, Mucoraceae. Gene Ontology annotation, biological process: intracellular signal transduction. The transcript has 2 exons. The record is from RefSeq and is a predicted model, not a curated record. Bases 120 to 2015 code for a protein of 631 amino acids.
GUGUAUAAAAAAAAAGGUUGAUUUAUAAUUUACUUUUUCUUUCUCUCUUUCUUCCGAGCAGGCACUUUUUGAUCUACAAAAAAAAAAGAUAUAUAUACGUAUAUAUAAAUAUAACUAGUAUGGAUUCCAAUAUAUCGCAACAAGCGUACACAUCAAUGAUGAAAUUUACAAUCGAUGGACGACCUUUUCUUAAGGAUAUUCAUGAUCUGUUUGCUGCACUGAUUGUCCAAAUCCCACUUGACACGCACAGAUAUUUAUUUCGAAAUUAUUACAAUACGUUUUCAUCAGAGGAUGCUAUUCAAGCCUUGGGUAAUUUACGCUUUUCGCAUACCGUACGUAUACCCGAUCCAAAUGAUUCAUCUCGUCAACAAAGAACUACCACCACAACAACAUUCAAUAUGGCCAGAGAAAUGGCGAAAUCCCUCUGUCAACAAUUUCAGAACUGUAGGUUAAUGGAAAAUGCAGUUGACCCCCAGAAUCGCACAUUUCGCGAUAAAGGUAUUUGGCACUUGACACCAAAAGGUUUAUGCGUACUACAAGACUUUUGUGUUCGUACCGAAGUCAAUGUAUCAAGCCUCAGAAAACAUUUUAGUCAUAUGGAAGCUAUUCAUCUCGUUCGCUUAGAACGUAAUUCUGAUGAUGAUCAACUGCUAUUAAACAGAGCGUGUGUAUCUGUCAUUUUCAGAGUCAUGAUGACUUGUCUACCUGUAGAUGGUGAAUUAUCUAAUACUGGAAAUGCAAGCUCCGUGUCGGUUUCAACAAGAAAUACACCACCUUCUUCGACUUCUUCCUCUGUAUCAUCUGGCUCUUCUUCUACAACACCUUCUCUUAGUGCUCCAUUUGCAAUGUCAUCCACUGUUUCUGGUGGUGAUUCAAGAGUGCAUAUGCUUGGUAACUACUUGUUGACUUUGUCCAAGUCUACGCGACAAAGCAAAACUGCCAAAACAAUGAGAACAGUCUUUUCUUCUCAAAUGUGCUGUGAUUGGUUAUUAGAAUACAAUACUGUCUCCUGUCGUGAGGAAGCAGAAAUAAUUGCACAAGAAUUUAUCAAAUAUAACUGGAUCGAACACCAGGAUGCUAAACACGUCAACACACCCAUAAAGGCAUCUAAAGUGAUCAUGUUUGUUGUGACGGAAAAAGGAAAGCAAGUAGUAUCUGAACCUAUAAAGCAACAAGUCCCACCUCAGCAACCGCAGCCUGCAUUAAUUGCUUCGUCAACCAACUUAACGAGAUCAAGAACGAACACAAUCGGAACCAUUACCGAGGAAGAAAAAACGACGUUGAAAGAGAUACUUUCACAAGAUCCUGAAUCCUUACUAAUUACAACCACACAGCAAACAACAGACGAUGAUACAAGCUCGAUAGCAGAGACAACUGCUGAACUAUCUAUUUCACGCCCACCUAGUAUUGCAGUAGAACAGCAUGAUCCUAAAGAAAGUAAUUCUGCGCGACUCAAGAUCAUAUUGGAAAGUCCUAAACUUCGAUCACCAUUUAAAGACUUUUUAAGGGCUAAUUUUUGUGAAGAAAACCUGGACUUUUGGAUUGAUUUCAACACUUUAAGAAGAAAAUAUCGUAACCAAAGUCCGGCGUUACCUUCCCAAAACCAAAAGGAUUUACUUGAAGAUGCUUAUGAUAUCUGGUCUACCUAUUUAGCACCUGGUUCAACCUGUGAAUUGAAUGUAGAACACUCGCUUUGUCAAGAAAUGGCUCGUAUCGUCAAUUCUGUUGUGACAAUUAUUCCGUCUGCCUAUCCCGGACAAAGCAAGCCUACAAUCUUAAUCACGGCUUCAUCUGCCUCUCAAAGUCUACGAAUGAUGCUUAAAUUAUUUGAUAGAGUGAAUGAACAUAUCUGCCGUCUGAUGGCCUCAGAUUCUGUACCCAAAUUUGUAAAAACUGAAAAAUAUCGUAAAAUUAUUGAUCAAAUCGAGCGAAGUGAACGUAAAAAACAACGUGAAUUAAAUGAAGUCAGCGAUUCCUUAAGAAGGAUGGAGUCAAAGGAGGAAUUACAAGCUUAAAUUUUUUUUUUUUUGGAAAUAAUAAAAAAAAAUCUUUGAAACUCCCUUUU